Molecule: messenger RNA, 1481 nt
Organism: Belonocnema kinseyi
Lineage: Eukaryota; Metazoa; Arthropoda; Insecta; Hymenoptera; Cynipidae
Product: pentatricopeptide repeat-containing protein 2, mitochondrial-like
Exons: 5
Coding region: 106-1272 (388 amino acids)
Biological process (GO): mitochondrion organization; multicellular organism development; regulation of mRNA processing
Cellular component (GO): mitochondrion
Molecular function (GO): RNA binding; protein binding
Source: RefSeq, a predicted model, not a curated record
GUGGGUUCCUCUUCUUUCCUAAAACGAGGUACUCGCGAUUUAACAUAGCCUUCAGUUAUUCUUUUUAAAUAUAAUAAAGUAAUACAUUAAUUAAAAUAUUAAAAAAUGGCUAUGAGUAUCAGAGGACUUUUGAGGAAUAAUUUGAAAUUCCUGAGUAGCAGUAUCCUGAAGCCUGUCUCCAAUAAUGCGAGCAGGUCAUUGUACAGCGCUUCUUCCUUGGCAAUCGAUGCCUACGCCGAGGCAAGGAGACAUGUUACGAAUCAAUUUGAGUCUGUUGCACAGACUUUCCGUGCAAAAAUGACAGAAUUCACGAGCGAAGAUAAUAAAAGCAUAAUAUUCACUGAAGACUUAAAAGCAAUGUUGCAUAUUGUCGAUAGUAAUAAGGAGGAUGUUGAUCUGGUAAUGAAGAUGCUGAAAAAGUUCCAUACUCAAAACAACGAACUAAGGUUCGGAAACUAUGUGUUUGGACCUGUCGUAAUGCGGGCAUUUUUCUACUUGGACUUGCCAGAUGUAGCUCUUGAAGCAUUCAAAGACCCUCAGUUACAGGGAUUCUUUGAUCAACUAACGAGUUAUCAAAUUCUGCUAGCUCUCUUGUACAAUCAUAAGAGAUACGGCGAAAUGAGGGAAGUCUACGACUUGAUAAAAACAAAAUACACAGGCGGAAUUAUGCAUCCACAGAAUUCUGUUAUUCUUGUUCUAGCAGCUUGUUACAGAGAGAACACGCCGGAGAGUUUCCAGUAUGCAUUGGACCUCUGGAAGGAAUUGCACAAAAAGGGUUUUGAACCUAAUCGCAAAGCAGUUUGUCUCAUUUCAACCUUGGCUCUUAAUCAAGGAAAACCUGAAUUUGCCCUGGAACUUAUCUCAUCGUGUCCACAAUUUCGCCACAUCGACGUCAGGUGUAUCAAAAUACAAGCUUACACCGAUUUAAAUCGACUGGAUGAUGUCGCACAGUUUAUAAAGAAAAUGUUACGCUCCGAGAGAUUUACCAAAGAAUCGGCCACAACCAUAACUUUCUUCCAAGAUACCAUUGCCAAGGUGGAAGAAGCUUUGAAUAAAGCAGGAACGGAACAAAAUGAAGAACUUGUCAGGAUUUUGGACGAACUGAAGACUCAAAAUUUAGUGCAAAAUAAAACCUUAGAGGAAUCUUUGACCAGGACUAUCGAAAGACGUCGCCCCACUGACAGACAAAACAACACAAACACAAGCAGGUACGGUGGUGGUUCGUCAGACUUCAAGGGAUUUCAACGGCAGAGAACGGGGAUGAAGUUCUAAGUGUAUUUUUAAGGUCAAUAACGUAGUGUUCAAGUCCAAUUAAAAAUUAAUAUGUAAUUCACGAUUUGAAAAUUUUAAAAAUCGCAAGUCAUUUCCGGGUGAAAGAAAACUAUUCACAAAAGAAUCCCAGUAGAAUACGAAUUCCCAUUGAAGUAAAAAAGCAUUUAUAAGUUUUUCACUUUAAAUGAAUCAUAAAGUCAUAUUUCAUA